AUGGCCGGGAAAGCGAAGCCGAAGAAGCACACCGCGAAGGAGAUCGCCGGCAAGGUUGCGGCGGCAACCACAAACAAGGGAGGCGGAAAAGCGGGUCUCGCGGACCGCCUGGGAGGCGCCGCAGGGCACGCCAAGUUCAAGUGCCCCUCCUGCGGCAUCCAGAGCCCAAGCAUCAAGUCGGCGGAGAUGCACUGGGAUUCGAAGCAUCCGAAGCUACCCUUCAAGCCCGAGGAUUGGUCAGACAUGCACGCGGUACACGGUGGGGUGACCACGCAGGGAGUCGCCGUCAAGGGUUCGUCGAAGGAGAAGACGAAGCAUGAGCUCGCGAAGAGUCAGUCCGGGCAGCAAAAGCUGAAGGAAAUCGAGCAGCAGAAGGCGAUGGCAAAGUUCCAAUAAUGA
Molecule: messenger RNA, 399 nt
Organism: Micromonas commoda
Lineage: Eukaryota; Viridiplantae; Chlorophyta; Mamiellophyceae; Mamiellales; Mamiellaceae
Exons: 1
Coding region: 1-396 (131 amino acids)
Source: RefSeq, a predicted model, not a curated record